Molecule: messenger RNA, 13498 nt
Organism: Nasonia vitripennis (jewel wasp)
Lineage: Eukaryota; Metazoa; Arthropoda; Insecta; Hymenoptera; Pteromalidae
Gene: stol
Product: voltage-dependent calcium channel subunit alpha-2/delta-3
Exons: 24
Coding region: 760-4347 (1195 amino acids)
Cellular component (GO): voltage-gated calcium channel complex
Molecular function (GO): voltage-gated calcium channel activity
Source: RefSeq, a predicted model, not a curated record
AGCGCCUCUCCCCGAGAGAGAAGGAUCUGAGAGAGCGGCGUCCCAGUCGUCGCCGAGGAUUUGCCUGCAGCGCGCGCUUCCCCCCACGUCCGUGCGUGUCUGUGUGUGUGUGAGAGAGAGAGAAAGUCGGAACCGAUGCCGAGAAGCAGCAUCGCAGGCCUAUACCCCAAAAGCAGCGUAGAAGGAUUACGUAAGCUCGCGACCAGUGGAACGAGUCAGGCUGCGGUCAGACAUGCCGCCGAGGAGGUCCAGGCGCCGCUAUGAGUCGAUGCCAUCCCCGCAUCAGCAGCUAUUGGACUACGACACGAGUGUGUGAGCGAGAGGAGCUAUACCGAGCCCCUACUACUACUACCGCCGCUACUAUCCUCCCUUUAAGAAUCGAUCGUCGGCCUUCGUAGUAUACGCCGAGAUAAGAUCCGCCGCGUAUGCUGUGCGUAUACAUAAGUAUAUUAUACAUAUAGGGACGUGCCUGUGUCUCUCGCGUGUAUCCAUCGGCCUAGACCCCCGAGAGAGAGAUCUCCAGGUAUACACAUACUAGCAUCAGAAAGUAUAAUAACAGUGCGCGAGUUGUGUGCGGUGAAAGAGACUACAUUCGAGUCGCAGCUCCACUGCUGCUGCUACUGGAUGAAUCGAUAAAAGGGUGACGACGCUGAGACGACGGAUAGAGAGAGAAAGAGAGAGAGAGAGAAAGAGAGUUUUUUGUGUGUGCGAGAGAGCUAGAUAGAGCAAGGAAGAAGAGGCAAGAGUAGCCGGUCCAAGAUGAGGGCCGUCAUGUGGCUCGCCGUCCUCGUCCUGCUGAGCGUCGACGUCAGCAGGCAGCAGGAGGAGGACAUACCCCACGGAGAGGUCAGGAACUGGGCCAUGAGGUUCGGCGUCGAUCUCUGGGAAUUCGGCAGACAGAUCACCAAGAUGAGCGACAUCAAGAGCAAAUAUCACGGAGGCAGAUCGGCGGUCAACAAAAAGGACGGCCUGGUGCUCGUCAGGGAAAUGGCUGCGGAAGUGAAGAACAUGAUGGACUUCAAAAUGAACGCGGUGAUGAAACUGAUGGAGAACGCGGAGCAGGCGGCGGUCUCGGCGUCGCGGGAGGGCGCGGUCUCGCCGCCCAAGUACUACGCGAGCCAUCGCAUCAAUCUGUACGGGGACGACGGCAAGCUGAGCUCGGGAGCGCGGGAGGUCAACCUCACGGCCAACCGACACUUCGAUCACCUAGCCGUCAACCUCAGCCUCUCGGCGGUCCUUAUGCCACCUGGCGUCAAGGACACCGAAUCCGACGUGGCAUCCGGCCUUCAAUGGAGCGAAUACCUCGACCCGCUCUUCGUCAACAAUUACGAGAGCGACCCGACGCUCUCCUGGCAGUACUUCGGAUCGACUUCCGGCUUCUUACGCCGCUUUCCCGCAAUCUCGUGGCCACCAGUGGACGCCUCGCCGUCGCAGAGCGGCAAACCGGUGCGCGUGCGCGACGUCGACGACUUCCGGCUGUCGGAGUGGUUCGUGGGCGGCGCCACCUCCCCCAAGGACCUGGCGAUUCUCGUCGACGGUACCAGCCUGUCUUCCAGCAAAAUACGCAAACUCGUCGUCGCCACGACCAACGCCGUCCUCGACAGUCUUGGCCCUAACGACUUUGUCAACGUGUACCGGUAUGCCGAGAGCGCCGAGGAAAUUGUCAAGUGCUUCAAGGACAGCAUGCUCGCAGCUUCGCCCGAGAACGUCAAGGAACUCAAGAACGCGAUGAACAACCUGAAGUCCGAAUCGCCGUCCAACAUCUCAGCGGCGAUGAGCACAGCCUUCGAGAUCCUGCACAAGUACAACAGGUCGUCCCAAGGCAGCCAGUGCAACCAGGCGAUCAUGCUGAUCACCUCCAGAUCCGAGGGUCCACCCGUCGACCUGAUCAAGAGGUACAACUCGCCACACAUGCCCGUCAGGAUCUUCACUUAUCUCGUGGGCGGAGACGACAGUCAGGAGCUCCACGACAUGUCCUGCAACAACAAAGGAUUCUAUGCCAGAAUAACGAACAUGGAAGAGAUCAAGAGCAAAGUAUUCGAGUACAUCAAAGUAAUGGCCCGUCCGAUGGUCCUCUAUCAACGCGACCAUCCCAUCCACUGGUCCCCGGUGUACAUCGGCGGAAAAAGCAGCAGAUACGGCCUCGAGGGUCAAGGUCAACUCAUGACGUCAGUCACGGCGCCUAUAUUGGACCGCAGGGAUCACACGGAGAGAUCGGCUAAUUUGCUGGGUAUCGUUGGGACAGACGUACCGAUCGAUCAGAUUCAGAAGCUUGUUCCUCCGUACAAGCUGGGAAUAAACGGUUACUCCUUUCUGGUGGACAACAACGGACGAGUCUUGUACCACCCUGAUCUACGCCCCUUGCCUGGAAACGUUGAAUAUGAUGAGACACUGAAGCGGAAAUACCUCAGCGUCGACCUGUCUGAAGUAGAACUCUCCGAAUUCGACGGUCCGAUGCACUCGUUGAACAACUCGCUUCUUCUCGACUUGAGACACGACAUGAUCGACCAGAAGGAGGGAGAGACCGAAUUCUCCGUGAAGAUUCAGUACGACGACAUGAAACGAGUAUCAAUCAGACGGCACAACUACUUCUACAAGCCGAUCGAAGAGACGCCCUUCUCGCUGGGAUUAGCGUUACCCGAAGGCUACGGCAUGUUCGAAGUUCACGCCGAGCAGGAAAUAAGACAUGCCAAAGUCAACGUGACGCAAUACUUCAAGGGAGACCGAUGGAAGGUCCACCCGGACUGGACCUACUGCGAGUACUACUUCGAGUCCGAGAAGUGGUUCGGCACCCCGGAGGAGCGAGUGCUGCAUUUCCUGGUUCAAGCCCACAAUCCGGGCUGGAAGUGGCGAUCGAUGAGACCCAAGAGCCCGAGCUCGCAUCAGAAGCCGGCCAGCAAACCCGACAGAGAUUCGUACUACUGUGACAAGGGAUUGUUGCAAUCCCUGGUGUUCGACGCCUGGGCGACCGAGGACUUUGACAAGCGAAGCGAAAAGUCCAUGCAAAAGGAGGACAACCCCAUUGCCAUACUGAUGGCUGUACUGCACAGCAAGGGCAAGGGAAGAUUCGGAGUAGCCCGAAGUUUUAUCGCAACCAGAAGUGGUCUGUUACGUUGGCACGAUCAUCAGCAGAACGACGAUACUAGAGAGGAACCGGAUUUCGCUGACAACUACAGGAGGGCCAUGGACUCGACGUGGUACAAAAGGGCAGUCGAUCAGCACUCGGUCGAGCCCGAGAGCUUCGUUUUUAGCGUUUCCUUCGAUGCAGCUGAUAAUCCCAGACCAUUGGUGACGGCUACUCACGCGAUCUUCGUCGAGAGCAAGGGACACAAGGCUCCGGCUGCGGUCGUGGGAAUCCAGUUCCAUCAUGCGUCGCUGUCGUCACACUUUGUCAACGUCACGUCCACCUGUUUCGGAAACACGGUUUGCAAGAAGAACUGCGCUUCCGACGAGCUGGACUGUUACAUCCUGGACAACAACGGCUUCGUCAUCAUCAGCGAGAAGCACGAGCAUACCGGCAAGUUCUUCGGUGACAUCGACGGAACCAUCAUGGACUCUCUGGUGCAGGACAGGAUAUUCAAACGAGUCAACGUUGUGGACUACCAAGGCGUCUGCUCGCCGCAGUCCUCCCACAUAUCCGCUGCCCCGACAUCGUCGUCUUACUCUAUCUUGAAGACCAUCGCAACUGUGGGCAACUUCAUGUGGACUUGGACUGUCAACCUGAACUUGGUAGACGCGCUUCAGCCGAUAUGGGCCUAUGCAUCCGACUCGGACAAUGAUGGAAACUUAGUAUAUCCCGAUAGUGAAAAUUAUCCACCAGAAAUGACGGAUGAGGUGACAGUGGAGAAUGAAGACCUGCCUCCAUACCCACCAGUGGCGCAACCUCCGCCUCCGACAACCACAACUCACUCGACGACAACGAAUUUCCCACCGCACAAGUUGCGGACUUGCGAGAAAAAUACAGACCUGUACAUUCUACAGCCUGACAGGCUCAAUACCAGUGGCCAGGGUAAUCCACUCAAAGGAAAGCUGACCAACUGCCACUUGUCUGGAUGUGAAAGGCCGUUCAGCGUGCAGAAGAUCAGCCACACAAACCUGAUCCUCCUCGUGGUGGAUACGCUCUGCCCAUGCGGCACUAAGAAACUCGGCAUAAGGCCGUUCGAGGCCAUGUCGGAGCCAGGCGCAUGCACAGCCCGGCGUGAACGACUUUACCGACGCAGACCUGCCAAGUGCAUCAACUACCAUCCGGAAGAGCUGGAGAUCAAAGUCUGCGGAGGUUCGAGCAAGACAACCAGUCUGCAACUCGGUUUGCUACUCGUCGGUCUACUCGUCGCUCAUCUGACGUGACUUGGCGGUCGAUAAGCGUGUCAGGCACGAUACUGAACCGUCGGUAAAAAAGGGGAAAAUUGUACGCAGUUGGAAAGGUACGCAAACGACGAUUAUUAGGAAGUCGAAGCGUUUUUACUAUAACCUGUUGCGAAGAGACGAGGGUAGUCAAGCUAUUGCUCGUCCAAAGGGGUUGUAGUAGUAUUAGAGUCGGUACAUGUGUUACCGACUGAGUAAGUGCCGUGGAAAAUCUUUUAGCGAUUUUUAAAGAUUUUACGUAGAUCUGAAGGUAGGAUUCGAUUCUCAUUAGUUAGGUUUGAAGCCAUUAUUUCGAUUUUUUAGCCAUCAAAUUAGCGAAAACAAUGUGGUAACUUCUAAGUAAGAUCUACUGAGAAAUUGAUAGUUCUUUUGUAAGGUCGUGAUUGUACCGUAAAAAACGAGACAAUCCAACAGUUUCACUUGCUAAACGAGUGCAACUGUCACAAAAAACCUUAUGCAAAAAGUGUCAGUUUUUAUCGAAUAUAAUUAGUUUAGAUGAAUAUAAUUAGUAUAAAUGCUAUAUUUGUAAUAAAUUUACCGAAAUAAUCGCUUUGAACUAAAAUAGAUUGCGUAUCUUACAUAAUAAGAAAUGUUAGAUUUUAAAAAGGGUCUCUAAAUUCAUAUUAACUCAGUCGGUAACGAAAAUCCGCAUAGCAAAACCAAUGGUAAGCUCCUAAAAUUUUCUCAAAAAUAAAAUUAAAGAAAAGUCCAGAGUAUAAAACAUUUCCAGCUGCGUAGACGACUAAGACAAACGAAAAAAAAGCGAGAAUACCGAGCGAUUUUCGCAGAGAAAAGCAAACGAAUGCCACGUAUACAGAAACACACAUCGAGGCAGUUUUCCUUUUUCGAGAAUAAAAAACAAAAACAAACCAAAAAAUAAAUAAGAAUACAAUUGCGAAGCAAUAGGAUCGUAAACGAAGAAUCGCGAGGGGCGCGUUCGAAAACGAAAAAAGAGAGGUAAACGACGCAGCUCCUCCCGACGAAGCACAAAGAAAGAAAAAAAGAAACCUAUUUUUUGCAAAUUCUUUCUUUUAGAGAAUUCGUACGAUAGAGCGAAAGCGCGUGUGCGAGAGUAAGAAUGAGUGAUUCAAGUAUAUACAAUAAAGGAAUAUAUACUUUUUCGCGAGUUUCUAGCUUUGACAUAUACACGUGAUGAUUGUGAAGUAGUAGACCUUUUUCGCCAAGGUGAAAAUAAAAAGCGAAAAAAAAUAAUAAUAUUGAAAACACGGGCUAUUAGCGGCCCUAUAGAAAGGUCGCAUCGACGAGUUAUGAGAGAGCAAAAAAAAAUCGAGAAAGGAGGAAUGUGUCCUGGCGCUGGCAGCCAGUAGUCGAACAAGAGCUUUUUUCGAGAAGAGAACCUGACUAAGGACGUGUAGAGAAGAGCGAAACUAGAGGGGGACAGAGAGAACAACGCGCACACAAAUUUUACUAACGAUCUAAAUACGCCUACGUAGGUUAUUAACGAUUAAGUUAUUAAAUACCGAGCAAGAGCAGAACAAAGAGGAAUAAUGAGAAGAAUAACCGUGAGACGAAACGUUCAUAUUUCCAGACUCGAUCGAGCGAUGAUCGAUCCAUCGAUCUUGAAUUCUAACGAUUCCGCGCGCACAGACGUGAGAGGCCGUCCACAUGAAUAUAAAAAAAAUGAACGAGAGCACCAUACUAUAUUAUACGCGCGGGGACGUUUUUCCGUUUUUCGACGCGUCAUACACAGCCCCCCACACACAUACUCACAUGUAAUAUACGUAAAGCCAGUGCACAAAUGUAAUUCCGCGUAUGAGGCAGCGUGAAAUGAUUUUUUAUCGACCUGAUAAUCAAAACUAUCGGUUUUUUUACAAUUGAUUUUGAUCUUGAGUGUUCGAGUAUACAAGAAUCAAAAGCCGCAAUAGCACCGUUGAUAACAUCAGCUUUUUUAUUUUUGUAUUAUAUUACGAUAUCUUUUGAUUUUUGAGUCUUUUUCACCAUUUGCUAAAGUAAUAAUCUACGGUCUCCAGGUUUCAUCGACGCCUAAUCGAGGAGUUAUAGCUAUGCGCUAAAUUAAACCUACUGCAAAAUCCAUGUUCAUAUAAUUAUACCUAUACAUCUCGCGGAAGGAAGAAUAUAAAGCAAACUAAAAAACGAACAAAAAUGGAAAACGCAGCUACAGCACAAGUUAUGUAUUUCACAUCUAUCCGUAAAAAAUAUAACACAGGUGCCUUCGAGUUUGAUUUACAAAAAAAAUGAAAAAAAAAGUAUCUAACGUCUGACGCAAAAAGUCGAUAAUAUAUAGGUCUCAUCGAGAGGGUAAACUAAAAUAAUAUCAAGAAGCGAGUAUAAAAAUCCACAGAAACGUCAAAGUCGAACACAACCAACAGAAAGCUCGAGCGCUUGAAAAGCGCAAGACGCGAACUAUAUGAAAGAAUAAAAAACAUACGAGGAGAAACUUGAAAAGCAUCUCCGAGAGCAGAUCGGAAAAAACGCAGCAAGAGUGAGGGAAAACGAUUUUUUCAAAAAUAAAAAAGCGCGAUGCGAGGAUUCCGUUCACGUUCCCAUACAUUUCUCGUGUGACUCCUGGGCGUAUAUGUGUGUGUGUGUGUGUGUGCGUGAUGUGUUUCGAAUUUGCAGUACGUAUAUAAAUACCUGUAGACGCAAAAUUGGCGCAAGAAAAAGGUUCGCCGAUCUCGAGGAAAAGAAAAAUCUUCAGUAGUCGUUUGUAGAAUGUUUCCCCCCUUUUAGAAACGUGGAAGAUAGAAGAUAUGAGAAAUCGUAUAACGAGGCUCUACUUUUUACACACUUAUUUUUUCUCUCGUGAGUAUAUAAGUAACUAAGCAAAAGGACACGACAUCCCGUUGACACUGUUGACAAUAUAUAUGAUAUUAUAUACUUGUGAAGUAUUAUUACAUUAGCCCCGAUUUUCGAGCUCUUAUCGUGUUGAUGGCGUUUGAGGCUUUAAAAAGUAAAACGAGAAAAACGGAGUCGACAAACAAAAUAUAUUAAAUAUAGUAAUGAUCUCUAAUCUUUAUACUCUAGUAAAGGAUUAAAAAAAAUUAACAAAUAAAUAAACGUUAUCAUUAUCUCCCUGUUUUUUCGUUUUAAAUGUUGAGAAAUUUCUAGUAUACUUAUUAAAACUAAAGGCGAGCCGAUAACUUAUUAUAUAGAAUCGUGUCUAAUCCCCCCUUUGAAUUUUUCGAUGAGAGAAAGAUGCGCUCGCGAAUAUUCCGGAGUUUCCUCGUUAACGACAUGUGCACAAGUGGGCUGAGAAUCUUGGCAAACGAGAAACACGGCUCUCGAGAGUAUUUUUCAGUACAGGCUUUAUGGCAGCGAGGCAAUGAAUUUUCACGAAUUGUAGAGAGAAUUAGUUGUCAAUUUUGCUAUAAUGUGAUAUAUACUGUUGACUUAAUUAUUAGUAUAACGAAAAGUAGAAUAGUGUUAUUGGGUAUAUGAUAUUAUAUUCGAUUCUAUAUUGACUUUGUUUAUUGUUGUGAGGAAAUUUUAUAAAGUAAGAUCAAAUCUUCGUAUUAGACGAUAAUAUCGUGGAAAACGAUUAGACCAAUUUUAUUUACACGCGACUAUGAUAUUUUAUAUAGUUUAUAUGACGCUAGAGGAGAAAUAGUACAAUACAAAAUAAUCGUCGUAGAGUGAUAACGAUGUAUUCUUUAUUUACUGUGUACUAUAUAUAUUUGUAUAAAUUAAUUUAUUGUAGGAAAAUUAAAUUAUUACGUUAUGUAAGAAAAUUCACGCACUUCCAUUAAUUUAAUGAAAAAAAUGGUACAAUAAUUAGAUAAUUAGUAAGACAACGCAUGCAUUACACUCUUCCUUUACGAAAAGUGAUGAGCUGCCAUAAAGCCGGUACGUAUAAUCACAAUUAUUGAAAAAAAAAACAUGUUUGCCAGGAUCCGGACUCGUUGCGUCAAAAUCAAAACACAGCAGAAAAAUUGCGGCGAGAAACGAAGAGCAGAAAUUCUAUUAUUGUACGAUAUACAAUCUAGAUGCAUAAUAUUUAAUUGUUGAGAGAUGUGAGAGCGAGCGCGCGAAAAGUGGGAAAAGAUAAAAAAGAGAGAGAGAGAAAGAGAUGAGAAUUACGAACCUUGCAGACAAUACAGCACAUUAUUAGAAUUUGUACUCCGCGACGGCUUACGCGAAGCUCCGCGCGCGGUUACUCUAGCAUAAAAAGGUAUAUAUAUUAUAUACAUAUAAUUAAUAUAUAUUAUAUAGAUAAUAAAGUUACUGUUGUUAUGAUCAUUAUUAAUAAUAUCGCGUUUAUUAUAUACACCGAGUUUUUUCGUAAAAUUCAACGGUUUUACAGUAUCUUUUAAACGAACAGAAUAUAAUAAAUCGAACGAAUAUUACGAAGGAAUGACAAAACAAACAAACUAUAUAUCUCUCGUGUCGAUGGCGAGCAUAAUGUAUGUAUCAUAUAUAGCAUAUAUAUCGCCGCCGACACGCAAGACGUUCUCGCAUCGCCCUCGAUAUAUAUAUAUAGAACGAGAGAAGGAAAAACGGACAUGGGACGUGUGUUAUGGCACGAGUCGAUGGUUUCCGCGUGUACUUUAUAUAUGUAUAUCUCUAAACGAUAUGAAGAAAAAAACACACUUGUAAGCGCUGUAUUUUAAGCGAAAAAGCAUACGCGACUCUCUAAAUUUUUUUAAGCAUAAAACGCGAGUGAUUUAAUCUUCCAUUAAAGGUGUGUUGUUGUGUACACUAUAAUUCUCUCUCUCUCUCACUGUGUGGAGUUAGGUAUAUUGUACAAGGUUUAUUUCCGCGUAUAUGUAUAGCACACUGCACAGACACACGAACAUGAUUUUCGAGAGAGGAGUGUUUUUCCCCCAUUUUUUAGACGAAUUUGUUAGGUGUAGAGGUAUACUCAUAUCGUACAUAUUUUAUUAUCAAGCUUUUAUAUAAAUAUCUAUGAAACAAAAGCUUUAAAAGAACGAGUCGUUAUAAUUCUAGACGUGUUUUGAUAUAAAAUAAAAAUCUUAAAUUUUUAACGAACAAAAAAAUAAUACAAUUUUCACUGUGUUUUACUGGAAAAUAUUUAGAGUAGCGAACAAAAAACUAUCGAGAAAAACAUAAUGACGGUGAACUGCUGCAGAGGAGGAGUUUUAAAAAAAUUAAAUAAUUGACUGCUCAACGUUGGCUUCCAAAAAAAAAAAAUACAAACUAAACAAACCGCUUGCCUAAACACAUCGCAAAAAAAAUGUCAAACGGAAACUAUUAUAGCAUUUACCUAAGACACGAAGAAAAGACUAAGAAAAUUUUCGAGAAAAUACGCGCGCUUGGGGACUCUUUUUUGUGUUUCUGAACUUUUCCGAGCGUUACGCGAUGAUUUGCUCGCGAUACGAUGUAAUGUACACACACAAACGCAAACAAAAAACUUCGAACGUCCUAUACAAAAAAAAAUUAAGAUAAAAAGAAGGAGUGUGCGUGCAGCCGCUAUGAAGGCAGACAAAUAUAUACGAGAGAUGUGUGUGUCGGAGGGAAUUUUUCCCUCGAUGUACGGGCAACGAAAGCGUCUGUGGGACAGAGAUGAAGACGAGAAUGCGACGGGAGGAAAAUCCUGAAAAAUUACAAAAAAAAGAGAAAAAUAUAGCAAACAAGGUAAAACAAUAAGAAACGUCCUAGACGUCGAGCUAGGGGUGAAAAAUGAGUUAAUCAAACUGUAUCACACCGACGCUGAAGAAAAAACCAACAAAUUCACCUUGAGCCCGCGUGUCUCUUCUCAGGUCCGAGAUUGAAGGAAAAAAAGGGAAAUUCGAGGGAGAGAGAUGUCAUUGAGAGUAUGUGAGCGAACAAAAAAAAACAAAAAAAAUUACAAUAGGGGACCGAAUGAAACGGUUGAUAAUAAGAAAAAAAACAAAGCGUGAAAAGUCGCGAAAGAUUCUAGAAGAUAUUCGUUUAAGAUUAAGGAGAGAAAACAAGAUGAAAAAAACAGGGACGGGUUGAGGUUCGUUGAAAAAUGAAACCUGAACGAGCGAGAGGGUGAAGGAAGGGGAGAGGUGAAAAGCGAAAAAAAAAACAUGAAAAUCCUUUUAAAGUGUCCCUGGAUACUACUAAGUCUUCCAUUAUUCAUACGUUAAUGUUUAAACUGAUGAGUAUAUUUGAAGUGAAAAAAAAGAUAUAAAGUGUAACAUAUAAAUUUAUCGAAUUCAUCAUAUCGAUAACUAUUAACUAUAACUGAAAAAAAAAAUUACUCACACGAGCAAGCACGUGCAGCGACGACGAUGUUUUACGGGGGUGAGGGCGAGGUUCUCGGGGCGAUUGCUCGAUCUUUUGAAACUGAUGAUUUUCUUUCAUUGUUCAAAUUCAGAUAGUCAAUAUCGCAAAACGUUACAACAAUUGUACUCAAAGAUACAAUCUGCCGAAAUUGACGGGGCAGACAUACCAAGCACGAGAUCUAGCAAUCGCUCCAAAAGAUAUGCGGGAUUCAAGCGCUACAAAAACGAUUUUGUAUCUUUUGCAGUAUAAAUAUUCUACUUGUUCGAAGGCGUUUUACGAGAUGUACUCGAUGUCAUAUUCCAUCUGCUUAGCUAUAAUAAAAAAGCGACUAAAAAUGACGAAAAAGCCACAAAAAAGGUAUACUGUACACUGUGCGACGUUUUGGAAAAGCGAAAGGAUAAUAGCCAGGCUGAACAUGAGAGAAACAAGGGACUCUGCGUCUGAGUUGCUCGCGUGACUUCCAACAAUGCCCUAUAUGAUAUAUUAUAAUAUUAAUGAUAAUAACGAUAAUAUUAAUAAUAACGAUACUAUAAUGAUAAUUCGCCAGCGAGAGAAUAAAAAAAAACGAGGAAAACGAUAAAUUGGCCUAUUUUUGUAUAAUAUCGAAAAUAUACAAAAAAAGAAGGGAAGGUAAAGCCUACGCGAACUCUUCCUCGCGUCCGCAGCUCUUUUUUCACUACACCCUUGUACGACGAUAAGCGUUCGGUUUUGUUUAUUUUCAAACGAGAUGAUAUUAUGAAAAUCCCCCAAGAGUAACACAGAAAACACAUGGCUCUAUAUCGAGUAAAUUGUAGCAACUUCGGCACUCGGUCCCUCGCUUCGCUGAAUUCCAAAGCAGAUGUAAAAGCAAAAUCCAUUGCGUCGACGUCGAGAGAACUUAUAUCACCGACGGACUUCCGAUGGCCUUAUACGUUUACGAUUGUCAUUGAGUGUGUGAGAAGGCUCAAAAGUUGUUUCGGAAGCUUCGGAGAAUGCGAAAGACCUGUACCACGCGACAGUUGAAGCUUUUGCAUUGUCCGGUAAGCUAAUGUAUAACAAUGUCGGCGUUGAACAAAAUAAUCUUGAGAAGCGCGAUUCAGUGACUCGAGAAACUCGCCUGCUCAUCGUUUCGCAUUUUUCAGAUCUUUUCCGGCCACGUGAUGUACACACAGACACACAUAUGAAUAUUAUAAUUCAAUGGGCUUUGCGUUAAUAUGACACUUGUGUUCCUCAUCUGUCGAGUUGAUCAUUUUUAACAAUUCUCUAUUAUAUAUACGUGAACAAAAAAUUAUAACGAGAAUUUUUGCAUUUCUAUGUAUUCAACGUUGUUGAGCGAAGAAAACAAAUAUUUGCCGACACUUUUUUAACGAGAGUAAAAUUAUACGAUCGAUCUCACACAAUAGUAGCUUCUGAUUUACGAGCAAAUGAAAUUUUUCGUGAAACAGAAAAUUUCUGUGAUAUGCAUUGAGAAAAAUAAUGUGUAUAUAUAUACGUGUAUUAUUCGAGCAUUCGCAAAACAUAAUUUUUUGUUCUCGUGCGUACGCAAACUAAAUUAUAAAACAAAAAGGCGUCGAGCGAUCCUUCGGCAUAAUAUUCGUUUAUAGACAAUAAGGGCAAAAUUUUGAUGAGACGUACAAAUUGGAUCGGUUGGGCUAUUUCUUGACAAUAUAUUACGUUUGUAAAGUAUCGAUUCAAGGCACUAAUAGUGAACUGUAAAACACUAUAAAUGACGUAUGUAAGAUCAACAUAUCUUUUUUUAUACAGCACGCAAUCGCAUACUUGGACCGUUUGUCGAACUGUCGCGCGUUUUAUCGAAUUUAUCGAUUGAUUAAAACUCUAUACAUCACUUUCAGGCAAAACCUUCGAUUAUCAGUACAAAUUUUUGAUAAUUUUAGCACUUUUUAUACCCUGCACUAUUUUAAAAUUUCAAAAUUGCAUAUCCUCGAGAAGUGGCAAACGUUCCAAGGGCUCGAACGCGUAUACACAUUAUCCGACAUGAAUAUUCUCAACCGAUGGAAUUUCAGUCUCACCGAAGGUGAACUCGAGAAAAAAUAUGGAUGAUCGCGAGAGCAAAGCAAGAAAAAACGCUGAUGAAUCUAGCUGAAGAGAUAUAAGAAAACAGAGUCACGAUGCAUAUGAGAUUGCGUGCAUAUAUAUAAAAUAUAUUGAAUCAGGCGAUAUAAACUCGGCGCAUCGUUUUUUGCCGCAGGUUGUCUCUUGUACUUUUUAGCCUAAACCGUGUAUACUUUUUAAUUACGAUUCAAUUAUAAAUUCAAUUCAAUUCACUCGAAUUCAAUGUGACGCAAAAGACUGCAAAGAUAUAAAAUAUAUAAAAAAAAAAUCUUAGUGACUAGGUUUCUCAUUUUGUAAAUAUAAAGAAAAAAAGAUACGAGUACUGAUUAUGAUUGUACGACUUUACAAAAUAAUAAAAAUAAACUAAUUAAUGAAAUACAGGAUGAUCGAGACAGAUGUGUAAUUUUACGUGAUGACACGAGGAGCGUUUAACGAAGGCAAAACCGUACGAAAUUUACUUACACGCAAAAAUAAUAAUAUUAUAUUUAAUGAAGCAAAAGUUAUUUAAAACAAAACAGUUGAAGACAAAAGUCGUGGUAAUAGAGCAGCUACGCUGGAGCGUGCGAGGCUGGAUAAAGAUAAAAAUGCUUAACCAAAAAAAUAAGUGUCUGGAUUUGGCGCGACAAAGAAAAACGACAAUGGAAUAAUGCAAAAGAAAACAAAAUCAUACUCGCUCGCCAGCUAAAGAUAAAAAAAAUAAUCAAAGCGCACGAACAUUGUGUUACACAUUGAAUUAAAUUACUGUAAUUUACUCAAUCAUAAGGCUUCAAAUAGCUUUAAACAGGCUCUCAAGCAGGAUCGUGAAUUCCUAAAUAUACAUUUAAAAAUGUAAAAAUACUGAGAUCUAUUGUAUAGCAAUAAAAUAAUGUAUUACGACAAGUGUCACUUA